Vigna unguiculata (cowpea) is the source of this 1850-nucleotide messenger RNA. RefSeq names its product F-box protein SKP2B-like. The record is from RefSeq and is a predicted model, not a curated record. Gene Ontology annotation, cellular component: SCF ubiquitin ligase complex. Lineage: Eukaryota; Viridiplantae; Streptophyta; Magnoliopsida; Fabales; Fabaceae. Gene Ontology annotation, biological process: SCF-dependent proteasomal ubiquitin-dependent protein catabolic process. Gene Ontology annotation, molecular function: protein binding.
CUGUGCCAAUUAGCGAUGAUCACUUUUUUUACUGUUCUUCUAGCUUCUGGUGGGGUCCACACCCUUGUCACUUCAAGCUACACGUGGCAUCAUACGCGUCGCUAUCGUGAGCCGUACCGUUUCUUCUCUCUCUCUGUCACCCGUUUCUUCUUUAUUUCUUCUACUUUCUUCACUUCAAUAGCAGCUUUCAGAGAAGCGAAGCAGACCCUUUGUUCCUGUAAUCAGCAACAUCCUAAAGAACCAAGCUUUCUUCUACAAAGAGCUACGAGUCGCAAGGGCUACUCCAAGGUUCUAGAAUUUGUCGUGCGUUAUCCUUGUUUCUUGUGUGACAUCACUUGUACUUUGUUUGUUUGUAAAAGCAAGGGCAAAGUUUAUCUGGCUUUGGUGGAAAUGGUUGGCAAGGAGGGUUUGAGAACUGGGGUGUUGAACUCAAGUUUUGGGAAGCUUAUGAUGGUUGGUGGUGGUGAAAAUAGUGGGAAAGGAGUGAACUUGAAAGCUGGGGUGAUCACAGAUUGGAAGGACAUUCCAGUGGAGCUUUUGAUGCAAAUUUUGUCACUUGUUGAUGAUCAAACGGUGAUCAUAGCUUCUGAAGUUUGUCGUGGGUGGAGAGAGGCAAUUUGCUUUGGCCUUACCCGGUUGUCACUCUCAUGGUGUAGCAAGAACAUGAAUAACUUGGUCCUAUCUCUUGCUCCUAAAUUUACAAAGUUGCAAACUUUAAUCCUUCGUCAAGACAAACCUCAACUAGAGGACAAUGCUGUCGAGACUAUUGCAAAUUUCUGUCAUGACCUGCAAAUCCUGGACCUCAGCAAAAGUUUCAAGCUCACAGAUCGUUCAUUGUAUGCCAUAGCCCUAGGUUGUUGGCAUCUUACAAAACUGAACAUUAGUGGUUGUUCAGCCUUUAGUGACAGUGCUCUGGCUUACCUAGCCAGUUUAUGCAGAGAGCUGAAAGUUUUGAAUCUAUGUGGAUGUGUUAAAGCUGCAUCUGACACUGCAUUACAGGCAAUUGGACAUUACUGCAAUAAGUUACAGUCUUUGAACCUUGGAUGGUGUGAAAAUGUUAGUGAUGUUGGAGUAACGAGUUUGGCGUAUGGCUGCCCUGAUCUUCGAACACUUGACUUGUGUGGUUGUGUCCUUAUAACAGAUGAGAGUGUAAUUGCGUUGGCAAACAGUUGUCCUCAUCUUCGGUCCCUGGGACUGUACUACUGCCAAAACAUAACAGACAGAGCAAUGUAUUCAUUGGCACAAAGCAAAGUGAAGAACAGAAUGUGGGGUUCUGUGAAAGGUGGAAAUGAUGAUGAGGAUGGACUAAGGACUUUGAACAUCAGCCAAUGCACAGCACUCACUCCUUCUGCUGUGCAGGCUGUGUGUGAUUCAUCUCCUGCACUCCACACCUGUUCUGGAAGACACUCACUCAUCAUGAGUGGUUGUCUCAGUCUCACAUCUGUGCACUGUGCUUGUGCUGUCCAAGCACACCGUGCUAUCACCACCAUUCCCAAUACAGCACAUUGAACAACUUCCCCUUCUGCUGUGCAUUAGUUUAUGUUCAAUGCUGCAUCAUUUCAUGUUUCUUGUAAAACAGGUUCAACUUAGGAUAUUUUGGGUGUAAAAAUGGGGUUUGUUCCUAGCUUGGCUAUGAAUUAUUGGUGAGACAGACUCAUGUAAUUGCAUUCUUUUAUGUAAGGAUGCUUGUUUUUUCUUCUGCAAGUUGAGAAAUAUUAGGUAAGUUCAGUUUUACUUGAUUUAGAUUGGUCUAAAUAUGAAAUGCUUUUGUUAAGAUUGGAUUCUUUUUUCUUGUACUUCUACUUCUGAUUAUAAUUUUUAAUUAGAAAGAUGCUUUAAGACUUCUAUCU